Cucurbita moschata (crookneck pumpkin) is the source of this 2125-nucleotide messenger RNA. Its product is annotated as pentatricopeptide repeat-containing protein At1g80270, mitochondrial-like. NCBI's taxonomy places the organism in Eukaryota, Viridiplantae, Streptophyta, Magnoliopsida, Cucurbitales, Cucurbitaceae. The record is from RefSeq and is a predicted model, not a curated record. Gene Ontology annotation, molecular function: protein binding. Bases 161 to 2017 code for a protein of 618 amino acids. Gene Ontology annotation, cellular component: mitochondrion. The transcript has 3 exons.
CCGCCUGAUAUAAAGAACGGGAGUCCAACACACGAAAGGGUUUUUAGGGUUUAACACCAACAACGUCUCUGCCGCGCCUAUUUCGAUCCCCCCUCCCUCCCUCUCCUUUCCACUCUUACACCUCUGCUACUAACCUCUUCACUCCUAUUAUCAUCUCAUCAUGUGGGCUCUUCGUAGAGCUUCGACUCCUCUCAGGAAUCAAGGAUAUAGAAUAAGAACUUCGUAUGUCUUUGGCAAACUAGAGGCGCCAUAUUCUUGCGAUGGAAAUAUAGUUGGUUCGGCUAUCAUCCCUGCUAUAUCUGAUAGAUGCAUUUCUUUUGAGAGAAAUAACCUUGCAACAUGGCGGUCCUCUGGGCUUUCUAUUAGCAGCCAUGGUCUAUCUUCACAAGCUGGUGCUGAGAACAGUGGAGAGGAAGAUGACUUGGAAGAUGGGUUUUCUGAACUUGAAACACUUCCAAGCACUAAUGCACUUGAAGAUAAUAAAGCAGCUGAUGAAAAUGAAGGGGAAUUAACCUCUGAAUCAGAACUUGAUGAUGAUGGGACUCAAAAUGAACUGGAUUUACCUGAGGUUGAAACUGAGCUUGGUGAAAAGAUAUCUGCGAAAAGGGCUCCUUCAGAGCUGUUCAAGGCUAUUUGGAGUGCUCCGGGUUUAUCUGUUCCCAGUGCACUGGACAAGUGGGUCAGUGAAGGAAAAGAAUUAAGCCGUGCUGACAUCUCUCUGGCUAUGCUCAAUCUUCGAAGACGUCGAAUGUUUGGGAAGGCUUUGCAGUUUUCAGAGUGGUUGGAAGCAAGUGGACAACUUGAGUUCGUUGACAGAGACUAUGCUUCUCGCCUUGACUUGAUUGCAAAGGUACAUGGUCUCCAUAGGGCAGAAGGUUACAUCGCCAAAAUCCCGAAAUCAUUCCAGGGGGAGGUGAUAUACCGAACUCUUUUGGCUAACUGUGUGGUCGCCAACAAUGUAAAAAAAGCAGAGGAAGUAUUUAACAAAAUGAAGGACCUUGAAUUUCCAAUCACAGCCUUUGCUUGCAACCAGUUGCUUCUUCUUUACAAGAGACUUGACAAGAGGAAAAUAGCCGACGUUCUGUUGUUGAUGGAGAAAGAAAAUGUCAAGCCUUCUCUGUUUACUUACAAGAUCCUAAUAGAUGCUAAAGGCCUUUCAAAUGACAUGGUGGGUAUGGAACAAGUUGUUGAUACAAUGAAGGCUGAAGGAAUCGAACUUGAUGUAAAUACACUUUCCAUAUUAGCGAAGCACUAUGCUUCAGGUGGGCUUAAAGACAAAGCCAAGGCCAUCUUGAAGGAGAUGGAAGAUGUGAGCUCCAAAGAAUCUCGAUGGCCUUGCAGACUUUUACUUCCCCUUUAUGGAGAACUACAAAUGGAAGAUGAAGUGAGGAGGGUCUGGAAGCUCUGCGAGGCUAAUCCUCGCAUUGAAGAAUGCAUGGCUGCCAUUGUUGCAUGGGGAAAGCUGAAGAACGUCCAAGAAGCAGAGGAAAUUUUUGAUAGAGUUUUAAAAACAUGGAAGAAGCUUUCCUCGAAACAAUACUCUACCAUGUUGAAGGUUUAUGCAGACAAUAAGAUGCUGACGAAGGGCAAGGAUCUAGUCAAGCAGAUGGCAGACAGCGGUUGCCGAAUCGGUCCAUUAACAUGGGAUGCAGUUGUGAAACUCUAUGUGGAAGCUGGGGAGGUAGAAAAGGCAGAUUCUUUCUUGCAGAAGGCGGUCCAGAAAAACCAGAUGAAGCCAUUGUUUACAUCUUACAUGGUUAUCCUGGAUCAGUAUGCAAGGAGGGGUGACGUCCACAAUGCGGAGAAAAUGUUUCAUAGGAUGAGACUAUCAGGUUACGUGGCUAGAUUCAGCCCGUUUCAAGCUCUAAUACAGGCAUACAUUAAUGCCAAGGCUCCAGCCUACGGCAUGAAAGAGAGAAUGAAGGCAGAUAAUGUGUUUCCAAACAAAGCUUUGGCAGGAAAAUUAGCCCAAAUCGAUGCAUUCAGGAAGACAGCAGUGUCGGAUUUGCUUGACUGAGGAAUUUAAUUUGAUACUUUUGGAUGUAUAAACUCCUCGGAUUUCAACUCUAUUUUACAAAUCAAGUAUUUGUUAGUUAAUCUGGUGGCUGCGCUUUGAAAUUUGACA